UAAACUUCUGUUUUUUUCCCUCACAUCUCUCUCUCACUCCAUUUCCGGGAGAAAACAAAAUCGCAACAGCCAAACACCUUCCCGUUACGUUAAUUUUACAUAGAAGGAUUACACAAGUGUCAAAUGGAUACCAAACUGCAUUCAUUUUCCUUCACUCAUUGUUUUCUAGUUGUUCUUUUUAUCUUCUUCAUUUUGAUCCUUUCUGGGCUUUUUAAUUUUACUUCAUUUUCAUUCUUCUCUCAUUCCAAUUUUCAAUCCUCAAUCUCAGUGCCUGCCGUCCAGUUUCAGACUAUUGUUGGCCCCUCCGAUCAAUUCCACUAUGUUCAUUCUGCUCCGUCCAGCUAUGCUUCUCCAGUCAACCGAUUCAGAAACAGUAGUACUGCCAUUAGGAAAAUCUCAAAACCAAUCAGCAGAGAAGAAAAGCUGCUGGAACAAGGACUAGCUCGAGCUCGAGCUUCAAUACGCAAGGCAGGCACAUCAUCUCUAAUCGUCUCGCCAAUUGCCGGCCUCAACCAAAGCGAUGUCGACAGAGAAUUUGUUUAUCGUAACGGCGCCUCAUUUUACCAGAGUUAUCUGGAGAUGGAGAGAAGAUUCAAGGUCUACGUAUACUCGGAAGGGGACCUACCAAUCGUCCAUGAUGGGCCAUGCAAGGACAUAUAUACGGUUGAGGGGAGGUUUAUACACGAGAUGGAACACGGUGCCAGGAGGUAUAGAACGAGGGAUCCUCAACGUGCUCACGUUUAUUUCAUGCCCUUCAGCGUGGCCUGGAUGGUCAAGUACCUCUAUAAGCCUCUCACAUACGAUCUUACACCGCUGAGGCAGUUUGUGGCUGAUUAUGUGAAAGUGGUAUCUACCAAAUACCCUUUUUGGAAUAGAACCUGCGGGGCGGACCACUUCACGCUCGCUUGUCAUGAUUGGGGUCCCCACACAUCCCGGGCCCACCCGCUUCUUUAUAACACAUCAAUCCGAGUCCUGUGCAAUGCCAACACUUCUGAAGGUUUCAAUCCCCAAAAGGAUGUAAGCCUCCCUGAAAUCCACCUCUACAGCGGAAAAUUUCCACCCCAACUCCUAUCCCCACCACCAGCCAAUACCUCACGUCCCUACCUUGCAUUCUUUGCCGGUGGGCUACAUGGCCCAAUCCGUCCCCUCCUCCUCAACCAGUGGAAAGAUCGUGAUUCUGAUCUUCGUGUCUUCGAGUACCUUCCUAAAAACUUGGAUUAUUAUUCAUUCAUGCUCCAAUCCAAGUUUUGUCUAUGUCCAAGCGGGCAUGAAGUGGCAAGCCCUAGAAUUGUUGAGGCCAUUUAUGCCGAAUGCAUACCUGUGAUUUUGUCGAAACAUUACGUGCUGCCAUUUAGCGAUGUUUUAAGAUGGGAGGCCUUUUCAGUAAAGGUGAAUGUAUCUGAGAUUCCAAGGCUAAAAGAGGUGUUGAGAUCAGUUCCUGAAGAAAAAUAUUUGAAGCUUAAGGAGGGUUUAAAAGCUGUUAGGAGGCAUUUUGUGCUGAACCAGCCAGCUGAGAGAUUUGAUGUGUUUCAUAUGAUACUGCAUUCCAUAUGGCUCAGGAGAAUAAAUUUGAGACUUGGAUAGACUAAUACAUGAAACUGAGACUAAAUCACUGAUAUCUCAUCAUAGUAGAGGAAGAACAGUGCCUUAUAUGAUCAUAUAUAGAGUAAUUCAAAUUUUACUAAUUUUUUUCAUGCUUCUGUCAGGUUUAGGCCUUAAAUAUCAAAUUUAAUCCCAUCCCAG
Molecule: messenger RNA, 1743 nt
Organism: Hevea brasiliensis (rubber tree)
Lineage: Eukaryota; Viridiplantae; Streptophyta; Magnoliopsida; Malpighiales; Euphorbiaceae
Product: probable glycosyltransferase At5g25310
Exons: 4
Coding region: 124-1584 (486 amino acids)
Molecular function (GO): glycosyltransferase activity
Source: RefSeq, a predicted model, not a curated record